Messenger RNA from Dibothriocephalus latus, 345 nucleotides. NCBI's taxonomy places the organism in Eukaryota, Metazoa, Platyhelminthes, Cestoda, Diphyllobothriidea, Diphyllobothriidae. The record is from the annotation of a GenBank genome assembly.
AUGGAACAGGACCAAGAUGAUGCCAACCUAGCCAUUAAAAAGGGAACCAUAUUUGUCGGUCGGUUGAACCCAAAGACAACGAAAGACGAUUUAUUGGCUUACUUCUCCAAAUUUGGCACAGUGAAGAGGGUCGAUAUUAAGCUCAAAAAGGCCACAGGCGAAUCCCGAGGCUAUGGUUUCGUCCGUUUCACUGACACAAAUACUCUGGAAGAUGGCGUUCUUGAGGCCUGCCAUUUCCUCGACGGCCGCCGCCUCAACGUCCAGCCAGCCCGUCUCCGAGGUAGUGUCUCCCUUCCCUGGGCCAGACCGCGAGUCCAGUUGAGUUGCUUACUAGCGUGCACUUAA